This is a messenger RNA of Thermochaetoides thermophila DSM 1495, 852 nucleotides long. Its product is annotated as ribose 5-phosphate isomerase-like protein. Bases 1 to 852 code for a protein of 283 amino acids. Gene Ontology annotation, molecular function: ribose-5-phosphate isomerase activity. The record is from RefSeq and is a predicted model, not a curated record. NCBI's taxonomy places the organism in Eukaryota, Fungi, Ascomycota, Sordariomycetes, Sordariales, Chaetomiaceae. Gene Ontology annotation, biological process: D-ribose metabolic process; pentose-phosphate shunt, non-oxidative branch. The transcript has a single exon. Gene Ontology annotation, cellular component: intracellular membrane-bounded organelle.
AUGGCCACAUCAACCGCAGCUCCUGUGCUCUCAGCCGAGGAGCAAGCUCGUCUAGUCGAGAGUUCAAAGCGCCUUGCCGCCUUUCAGGCCGUCAAAGACUACUUGCGGCCCGAGUAUACUAGGAUAGGCAUUGGUUCCGGGAGCACCGUCGUCUAUGUGGUCGAGGCGAUUGCUGCCCUGGGGCCUGAGAUCACUUCCAGGAUGUGCUUUUACCCCACUGGAUCCCAGUCUGAGGAGCUUAUCGAGGCGGCUGGCCUGAACCUGCAGUACAUCAGCAAGCUCCCAUCUGGUCAGCAGCUGGAUGUCGCCUUUGACGGCGCUGAUGAGGUCGACGACGACCUGAACCUUAUCAAGGGCGGCGGCGGCUGCCUUUGGCAAGAAAAGAUCGUGGCAACUAGCGCCAAGCAGUUCGUUUGCGUGGCCGACUUCCGCAAGCUCUCGCCACGCCUGGGUACCAACUGGAAGAAGGGAAUCCCCAUCGAGGUCCUCCCGAUGGCUGCCCCAAGAGUUUUGGAUGAGCUCGUGCGGAUGGGGUCCAUCAAUCCUCGUAUCCGAUCUGGCUUGCCCGGCAAGGCUGGUGCCCUUGUCACGGACAAUGGUCUAUGGAUUAUUGAUGCGCCGUUUGCGCCUCUCCUCCAUGCCAGGGACCAGCCUAGCAGGAGUGGGGAGCCUGGAGUUUGGACGGUUGAAGAGCUUGCUGAUCGCCUGAUCAAGAUCCCCGGCGUUGCAGAGAUCGGUCUCUUUUAUGGCAAGAACGGUCUGGAGGUUACCAGCGGGGCGCAAAAGCCGGUGGCGGCAUACUUCGGGAUGGCGGACGGUACGGUUCAAAUCAAGACGCCGGCAAUAGCAUGA